Didymodactylos carnosus is the source of this 1002-nucleotide messenger RNA. The record is from the annotation of a GenBank genome assembly. Lineage: Eukaryota; Metazoa; Rotifera; Eurotatoria; Philodinida; Philodinidae.
AUGAUAAAGGUGGUUUAUAUCUUAUUGUCUAUUUUAAAAUUUUUCACCUUAAAUGAUGAUUCAAUUGUUAUCACCAUACGUAAGAGGUAUGGUCGUGGGGUUUUACAGACAUUUCGACAGUUGGAAAAGUUAAAAAUAAAACAAGUUCGUGUGGAACAAGGUAUUGAAUUUAUUCGUAUAUGUCUACUGUAUGAUGCGUCACCUAAAUUUGUCAGGUUCAAAGCGUAUAACAAACAAUUUCAUGAUUCAAAUAAAUACCGUGAGUUAAGUCGUUCUAUUCUGUAUGAUUCUUAUCAAGUGAAGAAAAAGGAAUUUGAAACGAUUAAACGCUUAGUUGCUUCAAAAGAUAAUGAAUUAAAAGUGAUUAUUGGCUCAGUAACUUAUGUCAAAAUAUCAUCACAUAUAAGCUAUAUUGUUGAAAGAGAGAAGAAGUUGUUGAGGAUGCAUCAUAAGAACAAGCUAGUGGAUCUUACAAUACCUGUAGAUAAAAGCGAGUUCAAACAGAAAUUGGUGUAUAACUAUUCACAUCGUGCUCUUACAAAAGGCGAAGAAAGUUUAUUGUCACAUGGUUGGAAAUAUGCAAUUAAUACGAAACCUUUAAGCCCAUUGAAUGUUAAAGCUGAUAUUGAGUAUAUGUAUCACUGUAUGGAAAGAAACUCAUUGAUUAAUAAGUCUAAUAUAUCAAAAGUCAAAAGUAUAUUACAUGAAUUUGGUAAUAACAUUAUAAAGAAACAAAGAUCUAAUAUUCCGAAUUUAUCUAAUGAAGAAAUUCAAGCGAUUAAAACACUUUUGAAUGAUAAAUCGCUUGUUAUUUCAAAAGUUGAUAAAGGUAAUGCUGUAGUGGUUCUGAAUAAAGAAGAUUAUCUAGAAAAAGGACAUUCUUUACUUGCUGAUCAGCGUUUAUUCAGAGUGUUAGAUGAUAACCCUACGGAAGAACGCGAGAAGCAAUUUAUUGCAUUUUUGCUGAAAUUAAAAAACAAAAAAAAUGAUCACAAAAGAUGA